Molecule: messenger RNA, 1807 nt
Organism: Elaeis guineensis (African oil palm)
Lineage: Eukaryota; Viridiplantae; Streptophyta; Magnoliopsida; Arecales; Arecaceae
Product: meiosis-specific protein ASY3-like
Biological process (GO): meiotic cell cycle
Source: RefSeq, a predicted model, not a curated record
CGCGCAGGCCCCACCUAUAAGUAACUGCCAGUGCGGCGGGGGCCUACUGUACUCUUCUUUAUUCUUUAUUCCUGGAGGGAAAAUCCACCUCCUCAACAUUCGAAGCCCUCGUAGCGCGAGAGAGCGAGAGUGGGCGGAGAUCGGCGUCGUUUACGGUUUCUAAGCGAUGAGGACGGAGGAUAUGCGUACUUAUGUUGAGCAUUUAACUUCUGAACUAAAACAACGGGCGGGAUCAAGUGAAUGUCAGAGUUUGGGCAGUUCUCAAUAUCCAUCUGGUCGAUUUCGAAGGGUCUCUGUUGGGAUCACCGUUGAGAGAUGCCCAAAGAAGGGAUCUGGAACUAUAAAAGAAGAUGGUGCUGCAUUGGCUGCUUGGGAGAGAGUGUCUUUAUCUCAAAAUAAUGUUUUAGAAGAAAACAGAGGACCUGGAAUUGCAGAAGCCUCUGAAGGAAAACGGCCAGCUAAAGAUCAGAAGGCUUCUGCAUGGUUCUCUACAAGAUCUGUUUGUCAUGAAACACCAACUACAGAGACCGUGCAGAUCUUUGCAAAUAGGGCUUCGGUACUACAGUCAGAUGAUGUUGUGCGCAAAAAAUUUGAGACUGUUGCCUUCAGAAAAAAGAGAGAGAGAGAUGGAAAUAGUGAAAGGGUGGAAGGAGUUGCAUUUACUACCAUGCAAGAAAUGCAUGUGCCAGAUAAAGGUUCUAGCAGAAAACAUCCUGAGGGAGUGAACAAGGGCAAUAAUGAAACUCUGAGAAUGAAGCUGUGGGAGAUACUCGGUGCUGCUUCACAGAACCAGCAAAAUAUGAACUCACUAAGCGUUGAAAACCCAUUAUUGGAUAUAAAUCUUAAAAGGGAAACCCAGAUGGACAAAUCAGAGAAGCUUAAGCAGACCCCCAAUAUGAUUGAGACUGAUUCUGAAAGCCCAAAUCAAACCAUAAGAAGACCUGUUACUCACUCCUUAGCAAGUAAGAAAGUGCCAUCAACUACAGGGCACAAACUGCAUGGUCAGGUUAGCUCUAGAAAGAGGCCUUUGUUCUCCUCCAGCUCAGGUUCUAAACCGCAACUUGAUGGGAAGAACAUCUUUUCCUUUGAGGAAGGUGAACGGAAAGAACAAAGCUUAGAACAGCCUGUCAGGUUUAGGAAGAGAAGUGAACAGAAGAAGGUUGGAAUUGAACCUCGGAGGAUUUAUUUUCCUAAACAACCGGCUUCAGACGAGAGAGUGCAGACUGAUAGUAAAGAACAAACACUGCAAGCUCCUGAUAAAGCUUCACCACAAAGCAAGGAAAAAGCACAUUCCCCUUCUCCGCCAGGUCAGGGUCAGAAAGACAUUUUGCAAACAGCUGCUAAAGUUCCAGAUGUUAAUCAUUCACAAAGAGCAGCACACAAACAUUUGGCCAGUCCAUCACUAACAUGUUAUGCAGGAGCUCAUGAAUAUAAUGGUAGCUCAUUCGUGGAAAGGAAAACAUGUUCAUGGGAACAUUUGAACAGUUCACCAGUGCCAGAUGAUGCCUACCUGCACAAGAGGGUUGCUAGUCCAUCAGUGGCAAGGAAUAGUAAUCCCUUGAAUGACUUUCAGUGUCCAAAUUUUGCUAUGAAUGCAAGUAUGCAAACUCCUUCACCAAGAAGUGAACUGCCAAAUGAGGCUUUCUCUAGUCCUGUACCAGUUAAGAAUAGAAUGUUGACAAUAAAACUUUAUAGCUCUAACAUUCUGGGCAACUCCAGAAGAAAAUCUUAUGGUUCAGAUGCAGAAACAGAAACAUCUGUAUCCUUCUUCUUGCUAUUUUCUGAGUACUGUGUUUGGAUUGCUUGA